AUGGUUUUUAAGAUUGAAGAUAAGGUCAGAUUGACUCGGGAUCGUCUUAAGGUAGCUUUUGACAGACAAAAGUCUUAUGUAGAUCUUACGAGGAAAGAUAUAAAGUUUACUGUGGGAGAUCAGGUUUUCCUUAAGGUGUCUCUGUGGAAGAAGGUCCUCAGGUUUGGUCGUAAGGGCAAGUUAAGCUCUAGACGGUAUUGGUCUGAUCCAUCUCACAUUGUGUUUGUUGAGAAGAUCGAUGUAAGGCCAGAUUUGGCUUUCAAGAAGGAGCCGAUGCAUGUUCUAAAUCAAGAGGUUAAGGUCUUGAGGAAGAAGACUAUUUCGUAG
Messenger RNA from Gossypium raimondii (Peruvian cotton), 327 nucleotides. RefSeq lists its product as uncharacterized. Bases 1 to 327 code for a protein of 108 amino acids. The transcript has 2 exons. The record is from RefSeq and is a predicted model, not a curated record. NCBI's taxonomy places the organism in Eukaryota, Viridiplantae, Streptophyta, Magnoliopsida, Malvales, Malvaceae.